Messenger RNA from Ziziphus jujuba (common jujube), 800 nucleotides. Its product is annotated as calmodulin-like protein 8. The transcript is spliced from 4 exons. The record is from RefSeq and is a predicted model, not a curated record. Gene Ontology annotation, molecular function: calcium ion binding; enzyme regulator activity. NCBI's taxonomy places the organism in Eukaryota, Viridiplantae, Streptophyta, Magnoliopsida, Rosales, Rhamnaceae. Bases 155 to 637 code for a protein of 160 amino acids.
CUUGACUUGCCCAUAUUGGAGUUCUACAUAAACCCAGCUAAGAUUGAGCUAUACUCAACAAUAACAAACAACUCUUUUCUCUCUCUUUUUUGUUUCUUUCUCUUUCUCUCUCUAAAAGACUCUGUAAAGCUGGUGAGUUUGAAGGAAAACGGAAAUGGCAGAUGUGCUAAGUGAAGAACAGAUUGUUGAGUUUAAAGAAGCAUUUUGUCUGUUCGAUAAGGAUGGAGACGGUGAGUUUCCUGAUAAGUCCUCAAUUCUUGGUUGCAUUACAGUAGAAGAAUUGGCAACAGUAAUUCGGUCUCUGGAUCAAAACCCCACAGAGGAAGAGCUUCAAGGCAUGAUUAGUGAAGUUGAUGUUGAUGGAAAUGGGACCAUUGAGUUUGCAGAAUUCUUGAACUUAAUGGCCAAGAAAAUGAAGGAAACUGAUGCUGAAGAGGAGCUUCGAGAGGCUUUCAAAGUAUUUGACAAGGAUCAGAAUGGGUACAUAUCUGCUAGCGAGUUGAGGCAUGUAAUGAUCAAUCUAGGAGAAAAAUUAACAGAUGAAGAGGUUGAGCAGAUGAUCAGAGAAGCUGAUUUGGAUGGUGAUGGUCAAGUUAAUUAUGAUGAAUUUGUUAAGUUGAUGAUGACCAUUGGAUGAAAAUACUAUAUUUGUAUCAAUUUCACUAUGAUCGUAGGAAAUUAUUCUCAUUCAAAUUCUUUCAAUUUCAACUUCAUUUUCAGUACAAUUAAUGUAUGUUUUUUGUUAUCUUAUUGUAUGCAAUGAUAUUUUUAAUUUUAUUAAAUGAAUAUUCUAUUGUCAA